This is a messenger RNA of Lingula anatina, 636 nucleotides long. Its product is annotated as hemerythrin subunit beta. The record is from RefSeq and is a predicted model, not a curated record. NCBI's taxonomy places the organism in Eukaryota, Metazoa, Brachiopoda, Lingulata, Lingulida, Lingulidae. Gene Ontology annotation, molecular function: iron ion binding.
GUCUGAAGACACUAUCUUCACAGCCAAGAAUUCCACUGUUGCCUGUUACUACUUGGAGAGUAGAGAGUUAUCCGAUCACCAUGAAAAUCCCAGUGCCCUACGCGUGGACCCCGGAUUUCAAAACCACCUAUGACAACAUUGACAGUGAGCACAGAACGCUCUUCAAUGGUCUGUUUGCUCUCUCCGAGUUCAACACUCAAACGCAACUCAAUGCUGCGAUUGAGGUGUUCACUCUUCAUUUUCAUGAUGAGCAGGGUCAGAUGAUCAGAUCCAAUUAUGUCAACACCAAGGAGCAUACCGACAUCCAUAACAGCUUCAUGGACACCAUGAGGGGGUGGCGCUCCCCAGUGCCACAAAAAGACCUCAAGGACGGGAUGGAAUGGCUUGCCAACCACAUCCCAACAGAGGACUUCAAAUACAAAGGCAAAUUAUAAAGGAAAAAUCUCUGAUUUUAACGCCAUCUAACGGUGUGCAUUCGUGUUGCUGACGUCAUGACUUUAUUUUGAAUUAACUAGUGAUGAACUGUGCAACUUCGUAACCAACAGGGUAACUUACUAGGUGAAAUAUACCAACUGUUCUCAUUUUUUUGCUUUGAAUUUAAAGAAAAUAAAUUGUUCCGAUGCUUUUGCAAGUAAA